AUGGAGGUGGAUUUAGAAUCUCAAUCCCAAACAGCGGCUGGAGAUGCUCGUUCUAUCUUCGCAAAAACCACCCGUCCUGUUACUCUCAAGUUCGAAGACGUAGUGUACACAAUCAACACCAAUCAACAGGGGUGUCUAUGCAAAAAUGCUGGCGGCUCAGCCAGUGGCUCUGAAAGGAUGAUCUUGAAAGGCAUCUCUGGUGCAGUGCUUCCCGGAGAGAUGCUCGCCAUGUUAGGGCCUUCGGGCAGCGGCAAGACCACCCUUCUCACCGCCUUAGGUGGUCGUCUCAGAGGGAAACUAUCAGGCAGCAUCACCUACAAUGGCAAGCCCUUCUCCAAUGUGAUGAAACGUAACACCGGUUUUGUCACCCAAGAUGAUGUGCUCUACCCUCACCUCACUGUCACUGAGACAUUGGUUUUCACAGCGCUGCUGAGGCUUCCCAGCAGCCUGAGCAGAAAACAGAGAGAAGACCAAGCAAUGUCAGUCAUGAAUCAGCUGGGCCUCACGAAGUGCAAGAACAGUAUCAUAGGUGGGCCUUUCCUGAGAGGCGUAUCAGGAGGAGAGAGGAAGAGGGUGAGCAUUGGACAGGAGAUGCUUAUAAACCCUAGCCUCUUGUUCCUAGAUGAGCCGACAUCGGGUUUGGACUCAACGACCGCGCAGAGUGUAGUGUCGACCCUGUGGGAGCUGUCCAGAAGUGGUGGGAGGACGGUGCUCAUGACCAUACACCAGCCUUCGAGCAGGCUCUUCUACAUGUUUCAUAAGAUCCUUCUCAUGUCAGACGGGAACCCUCUCUAUUUCGGCAAAGGGUCAGAGGCUUUGGACUACUUCUCCAGCAUCAAUCACACUCCCUCAGUCGCCAUGAAUCCUUCUGAUUUCCUUCUCGACCUUGCGAAUGGUAUAUCUGGUGAUGAUGUGGAGGAGAAUAGGGCAGCUGUGAAGGAAGAAUUGGCUGCUGCCUAUAGGAGUAACAUUGCUGAGAAGCUGAAAAGGGAGCUUAAAGGGAUUGAAAUUCAAGGGGGAGAGAUCGUAAAUGAUAAAAAGAUGGGGAGAUGGACAACAUCAUGGUGGGACCAGUUCACAGUCUUGAUGAGGAGGGGCGUGAAAGAAAGGAAACAUGAGGUGUUCUCCCCCCUCAAGUUUGGCCAAGUAAUAGUGGUCGCUUUGCUUGCAGGUCUUUUAUGGUGGCGAUCUACCCUUGACCACAUUCAAGAUCAGAUUGGGCUCCUUUUCUUCAUCUCUGGAUUUUGGGGCAUGUUCCCUGUCUUCCAGGCUAUCUUCACCUUCCCUCAAGAGCGUGCAAUGCUGACAAAAGAGAGGUCUUCAGGCAUGUAUAGGCUCUCCUCUUACUUCAUGUCGAGGAUGGUUAGUGACAUGCCAAUGGGGCUUGUCCUUCCAACCAUCUUUGUAACCAUAGUCUAUUGGAUGGGAGGCCUCAACCCAAACGCAGGCAACUUCUUCCACACCCUCUUUGUGAUACUCCUCGGCGUCGUAGUCGCAGAGGGUCUUGGUCUUGCAAUUGGAGCCAUGGUUAUGAACCUCAAGAACGCCACAACACUCGGCUCCGUCAUCAUGCUCGCAUUCACUCUCGCUGGAGGAUACUAUGUGCAAAAUGUUCCGGUCUUCAUUGCUUGGUUUAAGUAUCUCUCUCUCAGCCAACACGUCUUUAAGCUCCUAAUCGGAUCACAGUUCACUGCCGAUCAGAUGUACCCGUGUGGACCCAAUGCAUCAUGUCCAGUCAGUGAGUUCCCUUCAAUAAAAAGCAUUGGAUUCGACGGACAAGCAAUCUCUGCGGUCGCAUUGCUGGUAAUGUUCUUCGGCUACCGGCUGAUCGCUUAUCUGGGAUUGAUGAGGGUUGGGGUUUCGAGUUAAAAAGGCCAAAAAGCACUGAUUUUCUCUAGCCUGUAAGAUCUAUUAACCUCUUUAAAACUUAGGGAAAGGAAAACGAAAAACAAAAAAACGAA
Magnolia sinica is the source of this 1961-nucleotide messenger RNA. Its product is annotated as ABC transporter G family member 9-like. Lineage: Eukaryota; Viridiplantae; Streptophyta; Magnoliopsida; Magnoliales; Magnoliaceae. Gene Ontology annotation, molecular function: ABC-type transporter activity; ATP hydrolysis activity; ATP binding. The record is from RefSeq and is a predicted model, not a curated record. Gene Ontology annotation, cellular component: membrane. The coding region runs from base 1 to 1869 and encodes 622 amino acids. The transcript has 4 exons.